Molecule: messenger RNA, 1414 nt
Organism: Linderina pennispora
Lineage: Eukaryota; Fungi; Kickxellomycota; Kickxellomycetes; Kickxellales; Kickxellaceae
Product: trypsin-like serine protease
Exons: 3
Coding region: 1-1044 (347 amino acids)
Biological process (GO): proteolysis
Molecular function (GO): serine-type endopeptidase activity
Source: RefSeq, a predicted model, not a curated record
AUGCACCUACAAGCCAUAUUCAUCACAAUACACCUUUCCAUUGCGCUGGUAUUGGCCGCAGUGCUUCCGCAGCAUGCUGCCGCACCCAAGACAGAGCUUGCCAAAUCACUACCACGCAUUAUCGGCGGGCAUCCAGUACCGGAUAGCCGCUUCAACUUUGUGGCCCGCAUUACAGUCGACAGUCCCGGGUCGGAGAGCCUGUGCUCGGGAUCGCUGAUUGCACCAACUGUCAUCCUGACUGCAGCGCAUUGCCUGAUAGAUGAAAGCGGAAUGCCUGCAACUGGGGUCAUGCGUGCGACAUUCGGAUAUUCACACACAUCGCCUGGCGAGUCGUUUUAUAUCCAGAAAGUAUACAUUCACCCACAGUACGAUGCUGGCGUGAGAGUCAAUGACAUCGGGCUGGUUAUUCUGAACCAAGGUGUGCCCUCUGGUUUGGCCGCACCAGCCAAGAUCUACACUGGCGGGUACAACGAAAGUACAGUGUUCACCGUCGCUGGAUAUGGGCUGACAAAAGAUAGCGCUGGUCCGCCGUCAGAUACGUUGCUUCAGACUGAUCUAGCGGUGGGGGAUAAGCCGUUUUGCGAGCAUUCAUAUCCGCCAUGGAACAUCUCAAGCCAGAUUUGCCUUGCGCACAAUAACGGGCGCGAUGCUUGCGAGGGAGACUCGGGCGGUCCAGCGGCGGUCCACGAUAUCAAUGGAAACAUAAUGGUCUUGGGGGUCACAUCAUUUGGCGCAGGUGUGGCUUCGGGCAAAGCUGCAGGAUACUAUACUGACGCUUCAAAAUAUACAGACUGGGUCAGCCAGUCGGCCAGAGGCGAAUAUCUGCGUCCGUACGGCGGCAAUGCAGAGAACGACUAUCUCAGCGAGUUUGUCAAAAGCAUAAGCGUAUCUGGCAUAAACUACAUCAAUGAGGAUGGCGAGCAUCCUGGGUCGGGAGUAGAAACAAGGACAGCUACAAGAUCAUCAGGAUGCGAUUCGGUCAAGCGCCCCAAUACGCAUUUCUUGGUGGUUGCCAUAUCACUGCUUGCGUUUGGUGUAUGUUAGAGCUGGAAUACAUAUUAUCCUCCGCUCCCACCGAGCCCAGUCAAUUGCUGCAUGUGAGCCAGCCACUAAGCCAAGCGAUAUGCAGGUGGUAGAGCAAUACGAAGAUUACCCUACUCAAUGGCGAUCAGCACUCGGCACAAUCAUUCCGCUGUCUGUUAGGCCAAUGUAGGGCGCGGACUGCCGGCUGCCACAAGCGGCUGCUAGUUACAGUAGCAUUUGACAGGAGUCAAGCACACAAUUCCCGAAUACCGCUCGCACUAUAGGCGCCAUUUCCGAAAAACACAUGCCUCGGUGAUCGUUUGAUUACAGCUAAUCAGGAAAUCAUCAAUGUCCAGGCAGUGAUUGAUAUCAGGCGUGUGGUCAGCUCCGC